Molecule: messenger RNA, 2992 nt
Organism: Crotalus tigris (Tiger rattlesnake)
Lineage: Eukaryota; Metazoa; Chordata; Lepidosauria; Squamata; Viperidae
Gene: SHD
Product: Src homology 2 domain containing transforming protein D
Exons: 9
Coding region: 504-1778 (424 amino acids)
Molecular function (GO): phosphotyrosine residue binding
Source: RefSeq, a predicted model, not a curated record
GGGGGGCAGGCUGCAAACGGUUCCCCUUUUGCAAAACGUUCCUGCUGAAUUGCUUCGAUUGAGCCGGGAGGAAGGGGCAAGGAAAGCCGCAGGGACCCUUCCUCAAAGAAGGAAGCCCCGCAGAAGAGCCAAGGCUGAACUUUAUAACCGCCGCGGAAGGGAGGUUUUAUAUAAAAUCAGCAACCGGAGGAGGAUUCGCAAGAAGCGGAUGGAAAUGAGCGGAGCGCCGCUUCGGGGAAGGCGACGGAGGGCAGGCGAGGCGCUGAGCUUUCCUGGAUUAAAUCUCGGUUUUAUCCUCCGAGGUUCCCGCUGAAUUUCCUUCGGAUCCUGGCAGGAGACGCCCGGAGCAGCGAUGGAGAGCAGCUAAUCCGGAUUAAAAACCCCAAUCCACACGGAUGAUCUAAGGGAGGAUUGAAGAGCGCCUUCCGAUCCUAGUUGGCUUGUUCGUUGUCGCGGGAAAUUGGGGGCCCGGCUGCCACCGACCUCGGCUUAAAAGGAGACCCAUGGCCAAAUGGUUUAAGGAUUAUCUCUCUUUUGGGAGCAGGAGGUCUCCCCCGCAGCCCCCCAAGCCAGAUUACACCGAGAGCGACAUCCUAAAGGCCUAUCGCGCCCAGAAGAGCUUAGACUUCGAGGACCCCUACGAAGACGGGGAAGGCAAAGCCGAUCCAGAUCCCGGCGGCUCGCCGAACAAGGGGGGCGGCUGCAGCAGCAAUCUGGAGGGAAAAUAUGGGUCGCCCAAGCACCGUCUCAUCAAAGUGGACGCCUCCGAUCUUAACCGGAGCAAGGCGCUCCUUGCCACGGCGGGCGAAGAGGCAGCCGUCCCGUCGGAUCAGGCCCCCGGAGAGAGCGAAUACUCUGAUCCGUUCGAUGCUCACCGGGAACCAAAAGGGGACGCUGAAGAGGACGCUGGUCUGGAAAACAACGGUUACAUGGAGCCCUACGAUGCCCAGAAGGUGGUGGCUGACCUCCAGCGCAAAAAUGACUGGGACGAGCAGCGGGGGAAGAAAUCCCGGAUCGGGCUGCAGCUUUACGACACCCCCUACGAGGAGAAGGCAGCCGAGGCAGAGGACCCCGAGGCCGGGAAGAGCGCCGAGAAGCCCCCCAAGAGCCGGCUGCCCCAGGAGGACGAGCGCCCGGCCGACGAAUACGACCAGCCCUGGGAGUGGAAAAAGAACCACAUUUCCCGCGCUUUUGCUGUAGACAUAAAGGAGAAUAAAGUAUUGCCCUGGCCACCGCCGGUAGGACAACUUACGGGGACGGAAGAACCCCUAGAUCCAGAAGCGCAGUUCGAAGCCCCCGAGUGGGACCGGACCUCUUCCUCCUCCUCUUCCUCCUCAGCCCCCAAAGAGCACCGGCCACGUCCGCCGAAGCACCCGACGGGCUCUGCCAAGUUUGGCCAGUUGCAGAGCCCCGAGUCCGGCGUUUCCCUGGCUGAGCGCAUCGACCUGUCGCUGCCUCUGGAGAGUCAGGCGUGGUUUCAUGGCCCCAUCAGCCGAGCUGAAGCCGAGACACUCCUGAUGCUGUGCAGGGAAGGCAGUUACCUGGUUCGAAGCAGCAAGGCCAGCCGCAGCGAGUAUUCCCUCUCGCUCAGGAGCAGCCAAAGUUUUAUGCACAUGAAGUUCACCCGGACGAAGGAGAACAGGUACAUCUUGGGCCAAAACAGCGCCCCCUUCGAGAGCAUCCCAGAGGUCAUCCAUCACUACGCCACUCAAGAGCUGCCCAUCAAAGGGGCUGAGCAUCUUUCCUUGCUGCAUCCCGUGGCAGUUCAGACUGCGUGAGACAAACUGGAAGCCACGGGCUCGCUCUGGAUUCAGACAAUCGGCUCUGAUCCUCACCUGGGCUGGAGAAGUUGGGGGUCUCACCAGGGACUUACAGACAAUGUGUCUCCCCCCUUUUGAUGGGGGGGGUGUUUCUCCCUGUGGGGAGAGAGGCUUCCCUUCCUCUUCUUCUCCUGUUUUCGAGCAAUAAUGGUGCCUCUUUGCUUCUAAACGACAGACGGUCCUCGACUUGCAACCGUCCAUUAAUGACCAUUUAGAGCAGGGGUUCUCAACCUUGGCAACUUUAAGACUUGUGGACUUCAAAUCUCAGAAUUCCUCAGCCAGCAAAGCUGGCUGAGGAAUUCUGGGAGUUGAAGUCCACAAGUCUUAAAGUUGCCAAGGUUGAGAACCCCUGAUUUAGAGUUACAACGCCAGUGAAAAAGGUGACAUGACCGAUUUUCACACUUAAGACCGUUGCAGCAUCCUCCACGGUCAUGUGAUCUAAAUUCAGAUGCUUGGCAACUGACUCCUACUUAACGACGGUUUGCAGUGUCCCGGGGUCAUGUGAUCCCUUUUGGCGACCUUCAGCGGGGGGAAACCAGCUUCACUUUACAACUGUGGGGCUAACUUAACGACGGCAGCGAUUCGCUUAACAACUGUGGCGAGAAAGGUCGUAAAACAGGGGCAAAACUCUCAGUUAACAAAUGUCUCAUAAAUUUUGGGCUCCGUUGUAGUUGUACGUCGAGGGUUUCCUGCAUCACACUGCCGUGACUACAGUAGUCCUCCACUUACAACCGUUUGUUUAGUGACCGCUUACCUCGCCCUUAUGACGGUCCCAGCGUCACCGAGGUCAUGUGAUCAAAAUGUGACCGGUCUCUGGCAUGUAUUUUAUGACGGUUGCAGCGUCUUGGGAUCACACGGUCGCCGUGCUUCGAACAAGCCAAGUCAGUGGGAGAAGAUGGAACCUCUUAACGACCGUAGGAUUCGCUUAACAACUGUGCUGAUUCGCUUUACAACGGUGGCGCAAAACUGUUGUAAAAUCGUACGUGACUUGCUUAAUGACUGCCUCGCUUAGCAGUGGAAAUUCUGGUCAUAAGUUGAGGAUGGCCUGUAAUCCCCUCCCUCUUCCUGUUGCUUGCUAGAAACCCGGAAAGGCUACUCGGUUUUUGUCAGUCUUGGCCACUUGAAAACAGGUGGACUUCAACUCCCAGAAUUCCCCAGCCAGCAUGUUGAUU